Molecule: messenger RNA, 4729 nt
Organism: Magnolia sinica
Lineage: Eukaryota; Viridiplantae; Streptophyta; Magnoliopsida; Magnoliales; Magnoliaceae
Product: pentatricopeptide repeat-containing protein At3g12770-like
Exons: 3
Coding region: 342-2774 (810 amino acids)
Biological process (GO): RNA modification
Molecular function (GO): zinc ion binding; protein binding; RNA binding
Source: RefSeq, a predicted model, not a curated record
GAGAGAGAGAUUGCAGAGAGGGAGGGAAGGAGGGGGAGAGAGAUUGCAGAGAGGGAGGAGGAGAGAGCUUAGGAUGGAGAGGCGAAACCUUCAAUCCCCAUUGGUGCGUUUCUCCCUCUUCCACUCUUUUUAAAAAUCCGACCGUUGAGCCUGUAAGUGACUUACAGGGAAGUGACUUCUCACCCCCACCCCCCUGCAGUUUUUUGGUAGAUUUGCCUGUAAGUGACUUACAGGUGAUUUUUCUCCCCCAAACACAACCUGUAAGUGACUUCCCUGUAAGUUACUUCCCACUUAGACUUUCAAAUUCAAACUGAUCUUCCUUUGAUCUCUUUCUCAUCUUCAUGCAUUCUUCUUCUUCUCUGCAUUUUUCUCCACUUAUACCCAAAAUACCCUUCAAAUCUUCAAUCAGGAAUGCCAAAUUCAAGCGAAUUCCAACCAUCGUUCACAGCUUCCUAUCCCUCUUGCAAGAAUUCUCUCAACACCCAAUCUCCAUCAAAUCAAUCCAUGCCCAGAUCAUUACUAAUGAUCUCUCCAGGAACGAAUUUCUCGCCACCAAACUCAUCAAGACAUAUGCUGAUUUGGGCAAUUCAAGUAAUGCCCGGCAUGUGUUCAAUGAAAUUCCCCAGAGAAAAGAAAUCUCUCUAUACAAGGCCAUGAUGGGUGGGUAUCUCCGAAACGAGCGGUACAUGGAAACCAUUGAAUUGUAUUCAAUGAUGAGGUUUCAUAGUUUGGAAAUGGAUAGCUGCGCUUGUACUUACACGCUUAAGGCUUGCACGAGUUUGUUGGAUUUUGAAAUGGGGAAGGAGGUAAUGAAAGAUGGGAUCAAUAGUGGACUGGCAAAUGAUUGCUUUUUUGGGAGUUCGAUGAUAAGUUUCUUGGUGAGAUUUGGUGAGAUUGAUGAAGCACAGAGAGUGUUCGAUGGAAUGCCGAAUAGAGAUGUUGUUUGUUGGAAUUCAAUGAUUGGAGGCUAUGUGCAGAAUGGUUAUUUUGAUUUGGCUUUUGACUUGUUCUUCAAGAUGAGGGGUUGUGGAGUUAGACCGAGCCCAAUAACACUUGCGGCCCUUAUUCAGGCAUGCAGUGGGAUUGGAAGAUUGGAGCUUGGAAAAUGCAUUCAUGGGUUAUUGAAUGGAUUAGGAAUGAGAAAUGAUAUUCUAGUUCUUACUUCUUUAGUGGACAUGUAUUGCAAGAUUGGUGAUGUAGAAAGUUCUAGACUAGUUUUUGAGAGAAUGCCCACUAGGAAUUUGGUUUCAUGGAAUGCCAUGAUUUCAGGGUACGUACAUAAUGGAUUGGUACAAGAAGCAUUCGAGCUUUUCCAUGGGUUACUGUUAACUGGUGGUGGGUUUGAUUCAGCGACUUUAGUUAGCCUCCUUCAGGGCUGCGCACAGAUAUCGGGUUUGGAUUACGGGAAGAUUCUCCAUUGUUGUGUUCUCAGAAGAGGGCUUGAAUCAAAUCUCAUCGUAUCGACUGCAAUCGUUGAUGUGUAUGCUAAGUGCGGUGCCUUAGAGCUGGCGGGUUUUGUAUUUGAUAGAAUGAAAGAGAGGAAUGUGAUCUCGUGGACUGCAAUGUUGGUGGGAUUGGCCCAAAAUGGACGUGCAGAGGAGGCAUUGGAUUUAUUUGGGCGGAUGCAACAUGAUGGUGUUGCUGCUAAUUCUAUUACUCUUGUUGGUUUGACUCAUGCUUGUGCUCAUGUAGGAUCUUUAAGGAAGGGAAAGAGUGUCCACGCUUAUUUGAUACGUCAUGGAUACGUAUUCGAUGUUAUCAACAUGACUGCAUUGAUUGAUAUGUAUGCCAAGUGCGGGAAGAUGGUCUCUGCCGAGAGAGUAUUUGACAGUGGAUCAACCUUUGAUGAUGUGAUUCUAUGGAAUGCCAUGAUUGCUGGUUGUGGCAUACAUGGUCAUGGAAUUCAAGCUAUUGCUGUUUAUACUCAGAUGAGAGAGGCAGGGCUUGAGCCAAAUCAGACUACAUUUGUAUCUCUUUUAUCCGCUUGUAGCCAUUCGGGUUUGGUGGAAGAGGGGUUAUCUUUGUUCCAGGCCAUGGCUAGAGACCAUGGCAUAAGGCCCAGUGAGAAGCACUAUGCGUGCUUGGUGGAUCUUCUUGGCCGAGCUGGCCGUCUUGAAGAGGCCGAGGCGUUGAUUGAGCAAAUGCCAUUUCAACCAGGUGGUGCCGUGCUUGAAGCAUUGCUCAGCGGAUGCAGGACUCACAAGAACAUCAAUAUGGGUAUCCGAACUGCUGAUAGAUUACUCGGUUUGGAUGCCCGAAAUCCUGGAAUAUAUAUCAUGUUAUCAAAUAUUUAUGCCGAAGGAGGGAGAUGGAGUGAUGUUGACAAUAUGAGAAGUCUCAUGAGGAAGAGAGGACUUAAGAAAACACCGGGCUAUAGCUUGAUUGAAGUAGGAAACCAGGUCCAUGCAUUUUUUGCUGGAGAUCGUACACACCCAUGUUGGACCCAAAUCCAUCAGAUGUUAGAAAGUUUAAGACUACAGAUGGAGGCGGCCGGUUACAUGCCCGAUACGAGUUGUGUGCUUCGUGAUGUUGAAGAUGAGGUCAAGGUUAAGAUGCUUUGGGGCCAUAGUGAAAGGUUAGCAAUUGCAUUUGGGCUUAUAAGCACACAAGCAGGAAGCUUGAUUCGGAUCACUAAAAACUUACGUGUCUGCAGUGACUGUCAUGUUGUGACUAAGUAUAUAUCGAAGAUUGUUCAGAGAGAAAUAAUCGUUAGAGAUGCGAAUCGCUUCCAUCACUUUGUUGAUGGCAACUGCUCUUGUGGGGAUUACUGGUAAUAAAGAAUUUCAUCCAAAUAUGUGGCUUUUAUAGUUGGACCGAAUGUGGAUUGAAAAUCACAAUUCGAAUGAGGCCAUCCAUCCAUUUUGGUGGCCAUCAAGUGGACGGUUGAAAAGAAAACAGUCAAUGGUCCAAAUUUAGUGAAAUAUGUGAGAUGGUCGAGAUCGUUUUAGGACUGUGAACAUUUUGCCAUGUGCUCAAUCCGCUUUGGAGCCAAAUAUUUGGAUGGUCAAGAUCAAUGAGUUUGGUGGAUGAGUUGCCACCAUUUAGGAAAUGGUUAAAACUGCACAUUACCAUUACCAUUUGGAUCAUUACAGAGAAAAACUUAGAGCUUUCUAAUUGCGGAGCUGUUGUACUUUUUUAUUCCAAAAACCCUUGUACUGUAACAUUACCUAUGAAUAAUUCAAUCACAUUGAUGAAUAACAAUGUAAUUUCAAGUGCACAAUAUCUGGAAAGGAUUUAUUCUGCGUGAUUAUUAUUAUUAUUAUUUUUCCUAUUGUUGAUUUCUUUCAGAAAUUCCCACAUAGUUUUUUUGUUGGUUUUGAGGAUAUUAUCAUCAUGGUAGCAACUGAAUUGUUUUAUUUCCAUGUUCAAAGGUGUUCUAAGUGCACUACAAGAAACUAAUGAAUUGCCGACCCUACUGGCUGUAGGCAAAGGGUGCAUUUAAAACCUAUAUAUAAAAAAAAACCACUUGAUUUGUCUCAUUUCACCCUUUCCCUCUCCCCGCUCGCGCCGACUCUCUCUCUCUCUCUAUCUUUCUCUCUCUGCGCCUCUCUCUCUCUCUCUCUGCGCCUCUCCCCCUCUCUCUCUACCUCUGCCUCUCCCUCUCCGCUUGAUCUCUAUCUCCCUCUCCCUCUCCCUCUCCACUCUCGAAUCCUCCCCUCCCUCUCCACUCGAUCCACCGCUCCCUCAGUGUCUCUCUCCCUCUUUUAUUUUCUUCUUUUCUUUGGUUUAGCACAUCAAGGAGCAUUCUGCAACAUCAGGUAGAGAUUAUAACGUUUUGAGGUCCUCAGCAGGAUUUCAGGAAAAAAAAAAGUUCUUUCCCUUCUUUUUCUGAAUACACUGCAGCAGAUUUGAAUCUACUAGUUCUUCAUUAACAGGCCUGGGAGUCAGAGCCCAAUUGAAAUAAUUCUAGUUUUCCUGGUGUGGCUUUGAGUCAUUUUAUUGAAAAUUCUCUGUUGUUACCUAAUACCUGAAAUGGAUAUUGCCUAACUGCUGCGCAGAUCUUGGACACAUUAUAAAAUCAGUAUCAUUCUAUUUUGGCCAAGAGGUUUUCUGGCAAUUCUUUUGCCUUAUUUUGCAUGCCCAUUGCUGGCUCCACAUCACCUUUCUAGAGGGCAUUUUAGUCACCCAAAGUGCCUUCUUAAGAGGGAUAUGGAAACAAGCAGCGGGUGCAUCCACAACACCAUGUGUGAACCUUGUACUAUUUUCCUUUGGUUGAAGGCUUUUUGGGACUAUUCUGAGAAAAAGUUGCUUGGAACAACAAAGGCAGAAUUCUCUGUUACAAGCGAAUGGUCUCCCGAUGGAUGCUACUUCAUGACUGCAACAACAGUAUACAGUGAUUAACUUUAUUUAAGCAUUGCUGCAUUGACUUUAAAACCCUCCCACAACGUAUUGUAGCAGUAAGGGCCUCCAAAAGCCCUCCUACAUUUUUUUUUACACACUCACACCAAUUCAUGGAAGCCUUCAGAACUUAAACAAAUCAGUUCAAUCAGCUCAAAUUAACAGAUAUUAAGGGGUAAAAACAUACUUCUAUCAAGCUUAAGGAGAAAUUCAAUCAAUAAAAAAACUGAAAAUUUGAGCUGAGUAGCUGUAUGGAUGUGAAAAGGUUCGUUCCUUUGUGGGGCCUGAUUCAGUCCUCCUCUUUGGAUGAUCUCUCAUCAUCCACCUUUAUCUGGCAUGUAGAGCCAUUUCAGCUUUGUUCUUUUCUUCAAUAAAAGUUAUGUUGCCAUUA